ACGGCUCUCUCUCUCAAAUUCAACACCAGAGCGCGUCUCUUCUUCCUCUCCACACUAAAUCAAAGAUCCAAACACACUUUUUCAAGGCAGAAAAUGGCAACCAAUAUCGGGAUGAUGGAUUCAGCAUACUUCGUCGGAAGAUCGGAGAUUCUCUCAUGGAUCAAUUCCACUCUCCGUCUCAAUCUCUCCAAAGUCGAAGAGGCUUGCACCGGCGCCGUCCAUUGCCAGCUGAUGGAUGCGGUUCAUCCGGGGAUGGUUCCGAUGCACAAAGUCAAUUUCGACGCUAAGAGUGAGUACGAGUCCAUCCAGAACUACAAGGUCCUUCAAGAUGUUUUCAACAAACUUAAGAUCACUAAGCAUAUCGAGGUGAACAAAUUGAUCAAAGGAAGGCCUCUGGACAAUUUGGAAUUUAUGCAGUGGAUGAAGCGAUACUGUGAUUGUGCUAAUGGAGGUCAGAUGAACAGUUACAAUCCCUUGGAAAGAAGAGAGGCAUGCAAGGGUGGGAAAGAGCUGAGCAAGAAAUCUGUAGCAACACAACCUUCAACCAAAUGUUCAGCCUCUGUACCCAAACAAGCCACUCAUAAUGGUAGAAGGACAGAUGCUGCUCAUGCAAAUGCAGCAAAUCAAUCCAUUAAGGCAGUUAGACCUUCUCCAGGUGUUGGACAAUCUGGCUGCUCCGAAGCAGAACGCACAAUGUUCGAGCAACAGAUUACAGAGCUGAAACUAUCAAUAGAUAGAGUAGAGAAAGAGAGAGACUUCUACUUUGCCAAACUGAGAGACAUUGAGAUCUUAUGCCAGACCCCUGAUAUUGAAAAACUACCUGUGGUGGGAGCGAUGAAAAGGAUCUUGUAUGCUGCAGAAGAUGAUGCAUCGGUUGUUGCCGAAGCUCAAGCUAUGUUAUCAGAGCAGCAGCAGGAAGUGGAGGAGGAGGGAAAGCAGAAGAGUGAUUCUCAGAAGAGGAAAAGCAUUAUCAAUGUUGAUGUUGAAGCUGCUGCUAGCAACACAUUGUCUCCGAGGCAACGGUUGUCUGAAGUGUCUGAUGUCCACUGCAGUGGAUCUCCUCUGGUUACAUACUGAUCAUCUCUGUUAUUAUGCAUCUACUAUAAUAUUGCCGGUUCAAUAGAUUAUUGGCCUGCAGCAAACCUUGUUGUUUGUUAGAUCAAUAUAACAGAAAAAUACCAUGUUUUGGAUAUUGUGCUUAUUUUGGCAGCCUGCUGUAAUUCAUGUGUGCUACUUGUGUUCUGCAAAUAAGAUCAUGUUAUUCAUGGUCGACUUCAUUCUCUCUGUUUUGAGUAUUA
Salvia hispanica is the source of this 1298-nucleotide messenger RNA. It is a transcript of the gene EB1C, whose product is annotated as end binding protein 1C. Lineage: Eukaryota; Viridiplantae; Streptophyta; Magnoliopsida; Lamiales; Lamiaceae. The record is from RefSeq and is a predicted model, not a curated record. Gene Ontology annotation, molecular function: microtubule binding.